Messenger RNA from Populus euphratica (Euphrates poplar), 624 nucleotides. RefSeq lists its product as uncharacterized. The transcript has 5 exons. Lineage: Eukaryota; Viridiplantae; Streptophyta; Magnoliopsida; Malpighiales; Salicaceae. Gene Ontology annotation, molecular function: zinc ion binding. The coding region runs from base 29 to 604 and encodes 191 amino acids. The record is from RefSeq and is a predicted model, not a curated record.
UUCUAAUUUAUUAGAGAAUUGAAGAAGGAUGGAAAAGGUUGUGGGAAUCAAACAACUCCGUGCAUCUAAACACGAAGUACGCCCAAAAAACUAUCCUGCGGUGCCACAAUGGGUUGUUAUUAUGUACAACACCGUCUUCUUCAGGGCAUGCAUCACUCAUCCAGACUCAAAAAUGGAUCGUUUCUGUGCUGAUUGCUACUCUUCUUUGUGCUCAAAUUGUCUUCCAGCUCAUGCUCGCCAUAAGCACGUCAAGAUUCGAAGAUAUAUCUAUAGCGAUGUAAUCAAUCGCCAAGACUUGUCCAAGCUCUUCAACUGCUCUGGCAUACAGACUUAUGUUACAAAUAAAGCUAGAGUGCUAUUCUUGAAGCAAAGGAACCAUUAUCAUCGUCACCAACAGCAGCAAAUUAAUUUCAAGGACUAUAGAUGCAUCAUCUGUCACAGAAGUAUGCAAGAUAAUAAUUCACACUAUUGCAGUAUUGAAUGCAAGGUUACGGCCAUUUAUGGAGGCGAGUGCAGGAAAGAUGAAUACCGAAUUCAACAUCUCAAAAGGCGGAAAUUAAAGCAAUCGAGGAAGGGAUUUCCGCUAAGAGCCCCAAUGUUCUAACGUACCCCGGGGAAUUAAUU